CAGCCAGCCUGUUGGACAUGAACUUCACAUCCCAGAUGUCAGUUGGAGGUGGUGGCUAUCCUAAAGACAGCUUUAGCACCGCCUUGACCAAGAACAUUGUGGCCAUGCUGGUGUGGCUGGCCCUAAGUUUUAUCAACGUAAGUAUGGUCCACACCUUCCUCAAGCAUAACUUUUUCUAUGAGGACCCGCGCUACAUCAUGUUCAUCUAUAUGGUCAUAAAUGACGCCCUGCAGCUCACCCUGGUAACGGCACUGUACGUAGUCAGCUACAUUUUCCUCAAGAUAAAUGCUUCCGUGUGCUGCCUGCUGGUGAUGACUGCCGUUUUGACCACACGCUCCACCCCUCUCAUAUUAGCCGGUAUGGCCGUGGAGCGCUACCUGUCUAUCUGUUUCCCCUUACACUACGGGCACACAUGCACGGUGUCACGCACCAUUGCCCUCAUCGUGGUCAUCCUGUUCUUAACGGUGGCCGUGCCUCUCACUGACCUCCUGGUCACACUCAUCAAAGAGCCCCUGGGCUUCUUUCACACCUCCAUCUUCUGCGAUCACUCCCUCAUCUUCCGGGACCGCUCCAUCUACUACAAGAACGCUGUGUUUGACAGCAUCUAUUUUUCCUUUGUGACGCUCACGCUGCUUUACACUUAUUGUAAGAUCAUGCUAACGGCACAUGCUGCCUCCACGGACCUGGUGUCCAUAAAGAGGGCAAGGAAUACAGUGCUACUCCACGGGGUGCAGCUGCUGCUGUGCAUGCUGGCUUUUGUAGUCCCCUCUCUGCAAGCAGCCCUCAUCGCUCUCUUCCCACAGUUUGUCCUGGAGAUCCGUUACAUCUUUUUCCUGCUGGUCUACAUCAUCCCACGAUUCCUCAGCCCCAUGAUCUACGGUUUCAGGGACGAGAAGUUCCGCAAAUACUGGGCAAGGUACCUGACGUGUCGUAGGAACAAUAUAUCUAGAUUGUGGCCAGCUAUGAAAGUGAAUCUCGAGUUCAGGUGAUAGGAACAUUUUGCUUGAAUUCUGGGAAAAAAUAUAGAAUAUGAAGUAUUGCAUGUAGUGAUGGGUGAAAAAUGUGGGCGUUCUUGUCAGUGACAUACGGUUGUAGUCGGAAGUUUACAUACACUUAGGUUGGAGUCAUUAAAACACGUUUUUCAACCACUCCACACAUUUCUUGUUAACAAACUAUAGUUUUGGCAAGUUGGUUAGGACAUCUACUUUGUGCAUGACACAAGUAAUUUUUCAAACAAUUGUUUACAGAGAGAUUAUGUAACUUAUAAUUCACUGUAUCAGAAUUCCAGUGGGUCAGAAGUUUACAUACACUAAGUUGACUGUGCCUUUAAACAGCUUGGAAAAUUCCAGAAAAUUAUAUCAUUACUUUAGAAGCUUCUGAUAGGCGAAUUGAUAUCAUGUGAGUCAAUUGGAGGUGUACCUGUGGAUGUAUUUCAAGGUCUACCUUCAAACUCAUUGCCUCUUUGCUUGACAUCAUGGGAAAAUCAGCCAAGACCUGAGAAAAAAAUUGUAGACCUCCACAAGUCUGGUUCAUCCUUGGGAGCAAUUUCCAAACACCUGAAGGUACCACGUUCAUCUGUACAAACAAUAGUACGCAAGUAUAAACACCAUGGAACCACGCAG
This is a messenger RNA of Oncorhynchus keta (chum salmon), 1622 nucleotides long. Its product is annotated as odorant receptor 131-2-like. Lineage: Eukaryota; Metazoa; Chordata; Actinopteri; Salmoniformes; Salmonidae. The transcript has a single exon. The coding region runs from base 18 to 989 and encodes 323 amino acids. Gene Ontology annotation, molecular function: G protein-coupled receptor activity. Gene Ontology annotation, cellular component: membrane. Gene Ontology annotation, biological process: G protein-coupled receptor signaling pathway. The record is from RefSeq and is a predicted model, not a curated record.